Aspergillus aculeatus ATCC 16872 is the source of this 1647-nucleotide messenger RNA. Its product is annotated as putative alanine aminotransferase. The transcript is spliced from 3 exons. The coding region runs from base 1 to 1647 and encodes 548 amino acids. Lineage: Eukaryota; Fungi; Ascomycota; Eurotiomycetes; Eurotiales; Aspergillaceae. The record is from RefSeq and is a predicted model, not a curated record. Gene Ontology annotation, biological process: biosynthetic process. Gene Ontology annotation, molecular function: pyridoxal phosphate binding; L-alanine:2-oxoglutarate transaminase activity.
AUGAGCUGGCAAUUUAAACUUGCCUCGCACCUGCGGGCAACUCCGCUGCGAUGCUCAGUUUCCCGGCCGAGUAGUGGUGCAUGGCUGUCGUGCCAUCAACAGGCCCCGCGCCUUUUCUCCUCGCGGGUAAGCCUAGCCGCGGGAAUCCCCAGAACUCAAACGACAUUGGCGCAUACCACCAGACGCACUCUCACCGCCGUCUCCUCCCGUCGUUUGACCUUGGACAACAUCAACCCCCACGUCAAGGCUGCCAAAUAUGCCGUUCGCGGUGAGAUUGCUACCAAGGCAGAGGAAUACCGCGUGAGAUUGGCUCAGGGGGAUAAGUCAUUGCCGUUCGACAGCGUUAUCUUCGCCAACAUCGGUAACCCGCAACAGCUGGACCAGAAGCCCAUCACCUUCUUCCGUCAAGUCCUGAGUCUUCUUGAGAACCCCGUGUUGCUGGAAAACCCGGAACUUCUCCGAACCUACUUUGGAUACCCACAGGAUGUUAUUGACCGGGCCAAGGUUUUGCUCGCGGAUGUUCAGAGCGUUGGUGCCUACAGUCACAGCCAAGGUGCACCGGUCAUUCGGGACAGUGUGGCCAAGUUCAUCGAGCAGCGUGAUGGAUUUCCUGCUAACCCCCAGGAUCUCUACUUGACCGCUGGUGCUUCAUCGGGUGUAAGCACGAUCCUCAACAUUAUCUGUGAUGGCCCCGCCGCCGGAGUCCUUGUCCCCAUCCCUCAAUACCCCCUGUACACGGCGACUCUGUCUCUGCUGGAUGCGCAGUGUGUUCCUUACCUCCUCGAUGAGCAAAAGGCUUGGGGUACCGACGUGAAUGCGAUCAAGGAGAACCUGUCAAAGGCCAAGGCCGCUGGCACUGAUGUUCGUGCUAUCGUUGUUAUCAACCCGGGUAACCCCACCGGCGCUUCUCUCAGUGCCGAAGACAUCAAGAGCGUUCUUGACGUUGCAGCUGAGGAGAGACUAGUGGUCAUUGCCGACGAGGUAUACCAGACCAAUGUUUUCACUGGCGAGUUCAUCUCCUUCAAGAAGAGACUCCGUCAGCUGCAGCAGGAGGUGCCCGGCAAGUAUGACAACGUGGAGCUGGUCUCCCUGCACAGUGUCUCUAAGGGCAUGGUUGGCGAGUGCGGUCAUCGCGGUGGCUACUUCGAGCUCGUGGGUUUCGACCCCGAGGUCGCAGCCCAGAUUUACAAGUAUGUCAGCAUCAUGCUAUGCCCGCCUGUCAUUGGUCAGUGCCUGGUCGAGUUGAUGGUGAACCCUCCCACGGAGCAAGAGCCUAGCUACGAGCUGUACCAGAAGGAAUACAACGGCAUCAAGGAUGGACUGAGAAGCCGUGCUAUGGCCCUCUACGAAGCCUUCCAGAAGAUGGAGGGAGUCGAGUGUCAAGAACCCCAGGGUGCCAUGUACCUUUUCCCCACUAUCAACCUCCCGCCUAAGGCCAUCGAGGUUGCCGCUGCAGAGAAGCGGGCUGCAGACGAGUUCUACUGCCUGCAGCUCCUUGAUGCCACCGGUAUCUGUGUGGUUCCAGGUUCCGGGUUCGGACAGAAGGAGAACACGCUGCACUUCCGCACGACAUUCUUGGCUCCUGGAACAGACUGGGCCCAGCGGAUUGUGAAGUUCCACUCCGAGUUCAUGGCCAAGUAUAAAUAA